Messenger RNA from Alnus glutinosa, 1589 nucleotides. RefSeq lists its product as uncharacterized. The record is from RefSeq and is a predicted model, not a curated record. Lineage: Eukaryota; Viridiplantae; Streptophyta; Magnoliopsida; Fagales; Betulaceae. Gene Ontology annotation, molecular function: double-stranded DNA binding. Gene Ontology annotation, biological process: chloroplast organization; regulation of DNA-templated transcription. Gene Ontology annotation, cellular component: chloroplast. The coding region runs from base 301 to 1431 and encodes 376 amino acids. The transcript has 2 exons.
AGAGAGAGAGAGAGAGAGAGAGAGAGAGAGAGAGAGAGAGGGGGAGAUUGAGAGAGAUCGAGAUGCAGAGAGAGAGAGAAGAAGAUGAUGAAGCCAAAGAGGAGUUCCGGCCAUGGGUUGUAGUGAGUUCAAUAGUUAUCUCCCCUGUGAAGUAAGGGCAGGUGAAAAACAAGGUCAACGCUUGUAAUGAACGCAUCCUAAAAACAAGGUCAACGCUUGUAAGCCACGACUUGAAAAUCAAGACACCAGCUUUUAGAACAUAUGCUGGGAAUUCAGUGAUUCCUGAAUUGUACGUUUAAUAUGAUAUCCAAAGGCCACGCUUUGAUCAAGCUCCGCUUCUUACUCUUUGCACCGCAUCAUGGCAAAUUGGCUGCAAAAACUUCUCCAUUCUUCAGCACCGCCACCUAUUUGACGAUAUGUCCAACCCAAGUGGAAAGAGAAGGAAAAGAAAUUAUAGACAAUCCAAAGGACUCUAUUGAAGUUUUGAGAAAUUGGGGCUGUAGUGACAGUGAUAUAUCCAAGAUGUUUGUCCGCCGGCCUUCUUUGCGCAAGGCUGACGUUGCCCACCUUCAAUCCAAACUUAACAUUCUAAGUGGCUUGGGCAUUGAAGCUCCUGACCUUGUGAAGAUCAUCAAUUGUCGGCCCCGGUUUUUGAGUUGUCGAAUCAACCAUAACUUUGACGAGCGGCUAAAGUUUUUCAUGACAUUGUUUGAGUCGAGAGAAGUGCUCACUAAAGCAAUUGUUAGGAACCCUUCACUCUUGACAUAUGACUUUCAUAAUAAGGUCAAGCCUGUUAUUGCGCUGUAUGAAGAGAUGGGCGUGAGUGGAAGGGACUUGAUUCCUAUGCUCCUGUCCCGGCCCACGAUGAUACCUCGGACUUCAUUUGAUGACGAGAAGAUGGAAUAUAUACGCAAAACCGGGAUUUCCAAGGGUUCCAAGAUGUAUAAAUAUGUUGUUACACUCAUUGGCAUCUCGCGCCAUGAAACAAUCUGUCGGAAGGUGGCAAAUCUUGAGAAGUUUGGGUUCUCAGAAGAGGAAAUAUUCAGUCUGUUUGGAAGGUCUCCCCUUAUGAUGACACUAUCGGUUGAUAGGGUACAGAGGAACAUGACUUUCGUUUUGGGCACGAUGAAGCUUUCUCCUAGUGUGGUCCUUCGGUACCCAUUUCUAUUGUACUCAAAUCUGGAGGCUGUGAUGAAGCCACGAGUACUUCUUGCAGGGAAGAUACAGGACAUGGGUCUUAAUUUCCAGAUCAAGGGACCCACGAUGCUGAGGGCACUGAGGAUGACAGAGAAGAGGUUUUUGAAGGCGUUUGUUGAGCUUCACCCGAAGGAUGUUGCCGAUGAGUUGAUGGAGUUCUAUAGAAAUGCAAAAGGCGUCAAGCGAUUGGCAGAAGCCUCAAAGAAAAGCGUUACUAACGGAUUCCCUUUCUGAAGUUUUGCCCGCCAAUAUCACUCUCUUCCAUGAUUUGAGCGCUUUUAGCACACGGCGGCCUUCUCGAUUUUUUACCAUUCUAUUUUUGGGAUUUAAAUUAUUUGUUCUAAUCCACAUCGCUAUUCAUAAUAUAUUCUUCUGCCACCUUUGCAGGAUUA